AUGAUGAACGAAUUGCCUCAGGUGAGCAGCACGACCUCUUUGUCGGACAAUCCGCAGUUGCGGCAGUAUUAUGAUCGGUUUUUGUUCAAGAAUAGCAGUGGCAAGUCGUUGUCGGACUUGCCUGCCAAGGCGCGGGAACAGGCUCGAGAACAGGCACGCAGCAAUCUCCAUACGGAGGGCGGUUUUGUAGACGGUCAGGGCCAGGGCCAGGGCCUAGGGCCAGAGACAGGCGGCCUGCAGAUGAAUAACAAUAAUAACAAUCAUAAUCAUAACCAUAAUCAUAAUAAUAACAAUAGUAAUAGUAAUAGCAACAACACGACUGGGAUCGAUUUUAUCAAUGGAUUUAGAAACCCCAUGUACCAGACUGCGACAUCGCCCGUGUCCAGUUCAGGGUCCCACCGCAUGAACAUAUCGUUUUCGGAUGCUAUGGGUGGUAUGCCGGGGGCUCCUCUUCCUGGGCCUGGGAGCGCUUCUAUGUUCCAAUUCAGCAAUGCGCCUAUGGCACCUGGGCCUCCUCCUUCUGCAUUUGGGAUGGUUCCUCUAAGCGAGUCUUCGCAUGGACACGGGCGCGGUUCGGUCCAAAUGGACUACUCUGUUAUGGGUAGUACUUCCCCACAGCAGCAGCAGCAACAGCAGCAACAGCAGCAACAGCAGCCCGUGAUGUCGUUCCAAGGAUCAGCAUCUUCUGCGUUUGCACAAGGAAAUAUCGGUCCUAGCCUGCAUUCCAGGAACAACUCGGUAGUGUCCAAUAGUUCGAUCUCGCCUUCGAGCUACUACGCAACGUUGAACCAGACUGUGUCACCAAGUUCGCAAUUAUCUCCCUUGAAUAGUGCGGGUGGAAGCAGUUAUGGUGCCGGCACCGUGACUCCUUCUAAUUUCCCAUUUAGCCAGGACCCCACUAACUUCAUAGUGGACGCCCAUGCUAAUGGUAGAAGGUCAUCAUACGUUGCAGAUGCGCUAAUUCACGGCCAUAUGGCGGGCAGCCCAACUUCUGCAUCCAACAUGGGAAACAAAAAUAACGCUAACAAUGGUAAUGGCAAUAAGCAUAACAAAAACGCUAAUAAUAACACUAAUACCGACAACACCCAGCAAAGAUUCUUCGGGCAACAGAGACAGACUCAUUCCAGCAGCGUUAGUGCUGGAGGUGGAACCGGAUAUCAGCCAACGAGAAACAUCCACCAAAUGAAACAUCACAGCGUAAGCAGCGGCAGUAGUGGGCCUAUUAGCUCCAACGUAACCCAGAAUUCAAUUCAACAGCAACCAUUGCAGCCUGUUCCUUCUUCUUCAUCAUCAUCAUCGCAAAAUGGUACUACCAACACCCAAUCAGUUACUGCUGGGUUACCAGCUCAAGGCACCUUCCCGCUGGAUAACGGUUUACUCUUGAAAGACAACCAUAUUGUGUCUUCUCCAAGCUUAUCUCAAUUGUACAAAGACUGUGGUGAGAACUUCUUUGCCAGCAAACAAAGUUUCGAGUUUAUUGAUACCAUAAAGGAUCUUAUUGCAGGAAAAUCUGGUGAUGAAGUCAGGAGCAAGAAGAUUCAAAAAUUCUUGGGCUUUUUGAAAAGCUGUAACCUAAACUACAAUCCACAAUCCGAUGCUUUUGUGUCUACGGGCAAGCAUAGGAGAUCUUCCACCAGCAGCUAUUUACAUUAUCGCCCUCUAGUACUAGUGGCUUUGAAAAAUGGUAAGCUUGAAUUAUUGUCCCUGCCUCAGAAUACCAACUUGAGUUUGGCCCGUAAUGAUUUGAUAAUUAUUGAUGGUGAUCGUGGUAAAGACUUGGCGGUCUGUGUCGAGCCUGUGGUUGAUCUUGAAUUGGCGUUGUUUAUCAACUUCUUGAAGAAAAAGAUUCAUUUCGAUUCUUUGAUUACUUCAAGAAACCAACACUACCCUGCGGAAAAAUUCAUUGAUGCAUUAAUGAAUAAUGCUAAUGGUUCACAAGAUGAUUUAAAUUCAAAGCUCUACGACGUUAUCGAAUUAACACAACUAAUCAUUCCAAGCAAACAAAUAUUACGUUUCGCCACCCCAUGGGAAUGUUCCACUAAUCUUCAUAGUAAAUUCCAAGAUGAAUUGAAGGCACUCCACAUUGCCCAAUUGAAAUUAAAGACUUUGAACAGUAAUAACUCAGCUAAUGGUAAGCCAAGUUUGAACAUUAAAAUAUUGAAUUCAGAGUUUCAAUUUGAUAGAAAAAAGCUAACAUUCUACUAUAUCUGUCAAGAACGUAAUGAUUUCCGUGAAUUGAUAAAAGAAUUAUUCAAAUUCUACAAGACAAGAAUUUGGCUCUGUGCUAUUCCAAACAACCUUGAAAUCGAUACCAAAUAUUAUGAUAAUGAAAAGAAAGAAUGGGCUAUGUAUGAAGAUAUGAUGAAACACUUCCAACAAGAGGAACUAAUUGAUAAUAAUUUGCCACCUCAAACCGGAUUCAUCGUUGCACCAUCCCUAAACAAAAUUCAAUUGGACAAUUUCCAAAUUGGUGUCUACAAGGAACUGGUCAAUUCAAUGUUUUGA
Kluyveromyces marxianus DMKU3-1042 is the source of this 2505-nucleotide messenger RNA. Its product is annotated as PSP1 family protein. NCBI's taxonomy places the organism in Eukaryota, Fungi, Ascomycota, Saccharomycetes, Saccharomycetales, Saccharomycetaceae. The coding region runs from base 1 to 2505 and encodes 834 amino acids. The record is from RefSeq and is a predicted model, not a curated record. The transcript has a single exon. Gene Ontology annotation, cellular component: cytoplasm.